CUUUUACCGAGGUGGAAUCUCUCAUGCCUUUGAAAGGGGCCCAACUCUCUAAAGAAGAAUUGAUCCAUUUCAGUCAACUAAGCGUCUCUUCUCCUGAAGACAAAGACAAUGCGGAUGUCUUGAAGGCAAGUCCUGAAAAAGGGAAAGGAAAAGUGGACAUCCAGGCUUACUUGAAGCAGUGGCAAGACGAGAUCCUUAAAAAGGAAGAAAGCAUUAAGGAUUUGCCCCGGAUGAACCAGUCCCAGUUCAUCCAGUUCUCCAAGACCUUGUAUAACUUAUUCCACGGUGAUCCGGAAGAAGAGCUCCUGUUCCGUGCCAUCGCUACCGUGACCGGCCUCUUGCUGAGGAUGGAGGAGGUGGGACGGAAGCUCCAGAGUCCCACCUCCCCAACGCAUAGAGGAACAUCUCCCACGGUUGGUCCUACCACCUCAGAAGCCUCCCAGACUGGGGACCCAGCAGCCCCCACCUCCAGUUCCUCCAGUGAAGGCUGGUCGUUCGCUUUUGAGCAGAUCCUGGCCUCCUUGCUCAACGAACCUGCCUUGGUGAGGUUUUUCGAGAAGUCCGUCGAUGUCAGAGCCAAAUUGGAAAAAGCGAAAGCCACUCAGCUGAAAGCACGAGCCGGCGUAUAAUAACCCCUCUUUCCUCUGUGUAAAACAAUCCCCAAAAAAGGAGGUAAACCAUUCGAGUUUGACAUUCACACUGAAGAUUUAGCCCAGUUCCCUUAAUGGCAGGGCGCUGUACGUGGCUUUAAUUGUAAUUUUUGUGGGGGGCGGGGGUUCAAGUUGUUUGAAGCACAACUGCACCCAAUCUUUGCAUUUUAAUACACCAGAUUUUUAUAAAGCCAACACAGAGCAGCUUGUGGGAGGGGAAAUAAAACCCUAAAUUGUCUCCUUAAGAGUACAAGAUUUCCAAGCACUCCCUUUUCAGGCCCCCGUUUUGCUGGGUCGUCUUAACGUCGGCAAUUUUUUUUUUUUUUGCAAAGACUUUCUUAAAACUUGGAAUGUAGGUCUGUUUCAUGCACCAUGGGCAGGAUCUCUGACCAGUUUAGGAUACCGAUUUAGGAAAGCCGUUCAUAUCAAUUGAAGGGAGAAGGCAAGAAUUUUUUAAAAAUAUACAUUUCUUUAAAGGCAGCGCUUGCCUCCCACUGAAGCGGAUAGCGUUCAGUUUUUGCAACUGUGCAAAACCUCUGGACAACUCGCCACGGCCAAGAGUUACACUAAUACCCAAGAAAGGGUGGAACAGAAUCAUUGAAGGAUGCAAAAAGGAGGGGACAGAACAGAACAAAAAUUUAAAUAUAUUUUUAAAUUUUAUUUUGAAUUCAUUAAAUUGAUUCCUUAAAUUGUCCUGCGGCGAGUUAGCCUCAGUGAGUUAGUUGGCUGUGGCAAAUCGUCCCAUUCUUCUUCUGGACAUUUCUUCUACUCAACAUCCAGAAACAAGGGUAAUUUAUCCCAAUUUUACAAGCAGGGAAGUUGCGUCAUACUGCAAUCUUCCUCAAAGUUAAGUAAAAUUCUGAGGUUUCCCCUUUGAAAAACCAUCUAGUCAAGUCAAAUGAAAAGCUAGGAACAGAAAUUCCAAAUAUUUCAGCUGCUUUAAUUCUACGUACACAACGCUGAAAAUGACUUGAGGGGGAAAACAGCUAUUUAACUCUGCGGUAAUUCCUUUAUUUAUGUAUUUUUCCUCUUUUUUGGGUGGAAACCAUUGUUUUCACGGGGUCCUAGAUCACCAAGGCGUUUAG
Molecule: messenger RNA, 1735 nt
Organism: Notechis scutatus (mainland tiger snake)
Lineage: Eukaryota; Metazoa; Chordata; Lepidosauria; Squamata; Elapidae
Source: RefSeq, a predicted model, not a curated record